AUGACAAUAUUUUUAACUAAAACCUCAACAAAUCCAAAUCAAAAGAAAAAGAUGAAAAAAUCACCUACCCGUUCAAACAAUUUAAACAUUGAUCAACAGUUAGUUGAUAUAUCAUCUAAAACAAAACUACACUCACCAGGACUUAUUAAACACACCAUUCGAGAAAAGAAAGAUUUAGGAAAAGCUCAACAAACUAUUUCCCCGCCAUCCUCACCAUUCAACUCCAUCAAAAAAAAGUUCGAAUUCUUUAAAAAAAAAGGAAAAGAAGUUAAAUAUUUAAAGUCGUCCACUGAGGUUUACAAGCUUAAGAAAUACUAUAUCAGAAAAGAAAACAACUAUAGGGUCUGUUUCGAUCACUUUUACAAGGUUCCAACAAAAUGCACCCACAUUACAAACUCAGUUUCAAAUACAAGAUAUCAUUUAUUAAAUGGCGAUCCAUUAGAAUGUAACGUAGUUGCACUUUACCAAUCGCAUAAUGAAGCUCAAAUUAAAUCGUUUAGAGUUUUUGAAAAGCCAAAAGAGAGCAUUAUGCAAUCUGCCACCCCAAUCAAUUCAUCCGAAAACGGUCCAGAUAUACACUUAACGCCACUCAAUUUUCGAUAUCAUUAUGCCAAUGAUGUCAUUGUUAAUGAUCUCCCUUUUCAAACAAAUUUACUUUAUUCAAAAAGAGCAAGUUUAUUAGGUAUCGAACAAGAUCCAGAUGACUAUAAUCAUUUAUUAGACACUACCAUUCCAUUUUGGAAAAAAAAGAAAGCAAACCAAGAAAUCUAUAGCGCACAUAAUGAAAUUUGCGAAUAUUUACCACUCGAAAAUUGUAACAAUGGUGAAAAUAUCAGCUUUUGGAAAGAUGUUUCAAACCAAAAGAGAUUCCCAGUUCUCUUUUCUCUUAUUCGUGAUUACUUGGCUACUCCAUGCUCGUCAGUCGAAGUCGAAAGAACCUUUUCGAAUGGAAAGAAUAUUGUUACCCAUAAAAGACAUCAUCUAAAAGACUCUACCAUUGAAUCAUGUGUUCUUCUCAAAGAAUGGAAUCAUCAAAUUCAAGCUGUUGUAUAUGAUGUUCUCAAUAAAAAAAAGGAUGGAGGAGUUCACAACAAGUGA
Messenger RNA from Dictyostelium purpureum, 1098 nucleotides. RefSeq lists its product as uncharacterized. NCBI's taxonomy places the organism in Eukaryota, Evosea, Eumycetozoa, Dictyosteliales, Dictyosteliaceae. The coding region runs from base 1 to 1098 and encodes 365 amino acids. The record is from RefSeq and is a predicted model, not a curated record. Gene Ontology annotation, molecular function: protein dimerization activity. The transcript has 6 exons.